Folsomia candida is the source of this 7630-nucleotide messenger RNA. Its product is annotated as protein artichoke. The coding region runs from base 2685 to 7226 and encodes 1513 amino acids. Gene Ontology annotation, molecular function: protein binding. The transcript has 14 exons. NCBI's taxonomy places the organism in Eukaryota, Metazoa, Arthropoda, Collembola, Entomobryomorpha, Isotomidae. Gene Ontology annotation, cellular component: extracellular matrix. The record is from RefSeq and is a predicted model, not a curated record.
CAGCUCGCUUCGUCGCAAUCGUCACUUUUCGAGUCUCAAGUUGCCACGCAUAAAACCUACAAAAAAAGCUCUCUGGAAAACCUUGAAAAUAAGUAUUGUAGUUCAAAAAUUUCUAUUUCGAGGGCAUAUUUUGAAAUGUAAUCAGCAUAACGAAAAUAAUUACACUUUAUGUAAUUGUUUGAAACGGAAUUGUACAAAAUUAAGCGUUUUCGUGUCCAGUGAAAACUGUGAAAGUAAAGGGACAGAUCUGCGACUUGCACAAUUUUUGGCAAAUAUUAACUAUUGAAAGGUACGGAAAAACUACUUGAAAUAGUUUCGAGUGACAUUUUGUGAGUGAAGUGUUUUACGAUAUUUUAAUUAACUUGCGAAUUACGAGGACAAGAUUAAUAUUUGUGAAAGUGUAUUGAUCACUAAAUUGUAGAAGUAAAUUUGUGUUUUAGCGUUACACACUUCGAUUAAGUAAGCGAAUCAAUUAAAAACUGCUGAAGUUAGAAGCCCUUCUUAAAAUUUGUGUAAUUCAAAAUUACGAUUAACGUGUUAAAGGUAGAUGAGAUUGAAGCUCUAAAUCUACCAAAUAUUUUGAUCGUAUUUUCAAAAUGUCAUACAAAAUAAAAGAACUGUGCUUAAAGUAAUAAUCUGCCAACUAAAACCCCACAAUUCCUAAAUAUUCCAGCUUCAAAGGCAAAAUUACACAUAAAGCACAAUCAGCUUUUCAUCCCUCUCCUUCAUUAGCCCAUCAAACUCCCAACUACGCAAAAAUACACCAUUUUCCAGACUUUUUGUCUCGACAUCUGCCUGCCAUGUGUCGUCUCUUCCUGUAACCCAACGUUCCACUAAAGUUCCUUGUCUACCUCAAGAAAUAAAUGAACAUCCACUUCUGAAAAUAUUCACCACAAAAACUCGACUUUUUCAAAAUUCACUCCAUGUAAAACACUCUGCUCGACAGAUUUUUUCAAUAAUAAUAAUACACCAACAAAACAACAACACGUCAAAGAGAAACGUCUCUCGGACAAGAAAAAACACACCGAAAAUUCAUGACAAGAUCGUAAAAUAGGGUAAAAACUGAGCAAAAACAUCACCCUCGUCCAUGCAUAAUCUCGACGACUGAACUUAAGAGGAGAUGUACAAGUUUAAAUGUAAAUUGCAAAGUUGAAGUGUUUUCACGACUUGGACAAGAUUUGUAUUUACCGUUUCCAAAUCGGGAAUUUUACUAAAACUACGACUUCCAAGUGUGAAGUGGAUCGUUAAUUUAAUGAACUUUGUCGCGAUUGAAUUGCUCGUUUUGGCUGAAACUUUGUAUUUGUGCAAGUGUCUCAGUCUGUGUUUUUAAGGUUUUCGGUUUAAGUGUGUUUUUGUGACUACGGAACGAAUCCGGGUAUUACGGAGGGAAGCAGGGAUUCAGGAAUUGUUGACCUGAAGCAGUUUCUCUGAAGGAUAAAUAAGUGCAGUUUUCUCUAAAUUGAACAUUUUAAGUCUAAAGAUAGACGAGCGGACUAACGGUUAAGACUUCUUGCCGACCCGUUGUCAGUACUGACGAGACGGAUGACCAUGACGAAUUGACGAGGCGGACACAAAGCUAAAGUUGGCCAUUUUCUUGAGGAAAAGUGAACUUUACCCAUUAACGGUUGGUUACUGACUUAACUGGAGCUAAUACCCGGGUGUCCUCUGGGAAUAAGGAAAUAAGAUUAAUUCCGGGAGAAUAAAAACUCCCAUCGAGAACAAACUGAGAAAAAAUUGCGAAAUUAUAUCCCCCCAGAAGAGACAAUAGUGGAUCCACAACUAAACUAAAAUCUACUUAAACGGAAAAUUCCAGGACAAUUAAACCCUCCUAAGGACAGGCCAAAAUUGAGAAGUUUUCCUCUACAAACGAGAAGUACGAAAAAAAUACUGGAUUUUCAAAAAGAAUCUGUCCAAAAAUUGAAAAUCUGGAAAUUGGACUCCAAAACCUAAAACUGAAUCUUCCCAAACCAAAUCACAUUUCAAAGUGAAAGCCAAAGUGAAAGCGAUUUCCCCUUAAAAAAUCAUCAUCUCUCCCCAUUUAUUCCUCACAUACGCAAAUUAUCGAAUUUACUUUGAAGAAAAUCUCAUCUCGACGUUGCUCCAGUGAAAUUGUGCCUCAAAGCCAAAUGAAACUUUGCUACGCGAAAUGAAUGCAAGGAUCAAACAAACAAUGGCUGCAGCAGCAACUUCUCGUUCUCAUUUUAAUCCAUGAGAGGAGGAGACGACGUAUUUGCAUCAAUAAAUAAAUCAGAGUGAAAUUUUAAUCGCGACAAAACCACAAGCUUCCCAAAUACGAAAUCUCUCCCGUUACAGACUCGACCGGAUUCAAAGGAUAAAACGAAAUGUGAUGUGUUGUGAUGUCGGAGUGGAUUUGAAUUCAAAUAGAAAUCAAGAAUACAAUGGUCGUUUCAGGGAGGAAAAUAUUGUGCUAAAAUCAUUUUCUGAUGAAUAAAUUUAACUUCGCGGACAAUUAUCAUGCAAAAAAUUCGUUACGAACAGUUUAGAUUCGUAUAAUGCCGAGAGUGUUUAAAUUUCUUCGCCAAAUUCAGUUUAAGUCGUGCAAAUAUUAAAACCUCAUAAAAUGAUGAUGAUUACGAAGUCAGUCCUUUUAAAGAGAACAAUUUACCAUUGCAUAUUUUUUACUUGAGUGAAUAACAGCGUUAAAAAUAUUACUUUUCGUCAAAAUGGCGAAAUUUUGCGGCGUUUUCGCCUUCGUCGCCCUCCUGUUCGUAACCACGAUUCAUGGGGAAAUUGUGUGUCCGGCAUAUCAAGAAAUCCCGUUUUGCUCCUGUUUCGUGCUCGAUGACCAGUUGCACAUUCAGUGCAGCGGGAGUGACAUUCCCGCUCUGAAAAAAUCCCUCCAAGUUUUAAACGGCCCGGUGAAAUCGUACAGUGUGUACGAUUUGGAUUCCCGCGCGGCUAUUUUGCCCGAUGGAGUUACGGACAAUGUCACGUCGCCGGUGUAUCAUUUGCAGAUAUCGCACUCCUCACUGGAGGACUUGGCGGAAAACAGUUUGCGCGGCCUGUCGAAAAGUUUGGAGUCUCUGGCCAUUGUUUCCAGUCGGCUAAAAUUCAUACCGCAAACCACGCUGUCGACGUUGCGACGAUUGAAAAUUCUCGACUUUGAAGGCAACCAAGUCCAGGAAUUGGGACCUUACAGCUUCCACAAUAUUCUACUACAGAAGCUCAACCUGAAAGGCAACCUGCUCGAGAACGUGUCCGAACACGCCUUCUGGGGCCUCGAGGAAACCCUCAUGGACGUCGACAUGUCUGAAAACAAAUUGAAAACCGUUCCGUUUCCCGCCCUUCGUCGCCUCCACCUUCUCUCGUCCCUCUCCCUCGCCUGGAACGAGCUCACCGACCUGGCCGCCCUUCUCCCGCCGACACUUCCCCCACCUCCUCCCGCCGAACCUUCCCGCUCAAAAAAAUCCGGCGCGUUCGACGUAAUUCGAAAUUCCCUCAAAGCAGGAACCCCGCCCAACAACCUGCUCCCCGCAAACAACGCGCCCCACCAUCCGACCACCACUUCCAUGGACUGGCCCCUCCUCAAAUAUCUCAACCUCAAUUCAAACUACCUCCGCUCCCUGCAUCGCGGGACGUUCAACUCGAUGCGGAACCUUCGCACGGUUUCGAUACACCUCAAUUCUAUCGAAGUGAUAGAUCCCGCCACAUUCUUCCCGCUCGUCGAACUCGAAUCUAUCGACCUCUCUCACAACAAAUUGUCCCUCCUGCCGUCCCCCACUUUUCAAGAAAACGUGAAACUCGUGUCCAUCGAUUUAUCGAAUAAUCACCUUCACUCAAUCGGCGAAGGAUUGUUCCAAAACCUGUUCGAACUUCGAGAAUUGUUCCUCAACGGGAAUAACAUAAUUCAAUUAACGUCCCCCACUUUUCUCGGGUCGCCCCAAAUCUCUAUCCUCUACUUGCAAGGAAACGCGGUAAAAUAUCUCGAAUCGGGGAUAUUUUUCCCGCUCAAAAAUUUAACGGAAGUCCGGCUAAGUGACAACUUUCUCCGCAUUUUACCACAAGACGUCUUCCUGCGUAACGAACAUCUCACUUCGGUCAGUUUGGAUGGGAAUUUGUUGGGUAAAGUUGUUCCCGGGACGUUUCAAACUUGCCGCGGGUUGAGGGAACUGAGACUACAGAAUAACGAAAUUACCACCAUUCCCGCCGGUGUUUUGGAAGGUUUGGAAACCUUGGAGGAGGUUCACCUCGAAAAUAAUCGGCUGAAUGGGAUCAAAGGGUUGGAUAAUUUGAGGCGGAUUAGGCACGUGACCCUGUCAAGAAACUCGUUUGAAAAAGUUACCGCCGACAUGUUACCGGGAACGGAGUUGAGCUCGUUGAGUCUGGGGCAUAAUAAUAUUAAGGGGAUUUCGGAUGGCGCGUUUGCUAAUCAGACGACAUUGUCGCUGCUCUAUUUGGGGAAUAAUCGUCUCACUCGGCUGGGUCAGAGAGCAUUUUCCGGGCUUCGCUCCCUCGAGCGGCUGUACCUCCAGAGGAACAACAUUUCGUGGAUUCACGGCGACGCUUUCUCCUCGCAGACCAAAGCCCUUCAAUACCUUGAUUUGUCCUUCAACCAGCUCAAGACCAUUAACCGCGCAAUUUUCUCGGGUUUGGCAUUUAUUGAAGAGAUAAAUUUAUCCCAUAACGAUAUCAGCACGCUGGAAGACGGCUCCUUCUCCAAUCUCCGCUCCCUCAGAAUCCUCGACCUCUCCACAAACAGGAUACAAUCGCUCCACUACGCGUCCACCUUUCAUCCUGCGGGGUUGGAAAUUUUGAAAAUUUGCUGUAACACGUUGUCCGAGCUUCUAAUCGGAAUUCCCGCCACAUCGUCCUCUUCUUCGCUAUCAAGCGGGGAAACUGGUAGUCUCACCUCGCCCCGAUUUCAAUCACCUCCAAUCGCCCUGAAAGAAUUGGACCUGCAACAGAACGACCUGACCGGCUCGGUCGUCCGCCAAUUGAACCUGGGAAGGCUCGAGGUGCUGCAAAUUUCCGGAAAUAAUUUGACCGACAUGGACGAAAAUAUGUUGGACGGAUUUCCCUCGUUGAAUUUCUUCUCGGCGGAAAAAUCCCAUAUCACCUCGUUGCCCGGGAAUGUCUUUAAAUUGAACCUUAACUUGGCGGUGAUAAGACUGAGUGAUAACUUCAUUAGUCACAUACCCGAUUCGGUUUUUAUUCCGGCGGGGAUCGGUGGAGGUCAGGCGGGGGCAGGGGUUUCUCCGUUGAGGGAGCUCCAUUUGAGGCAUAAUAGGCUGAGAGCGUUUCCAUACAAGGCGUUGGGAAAUUCGACGCUUUUGGAGGUCUUGACCUUGUCGGGGAAUCGGAUCAACACGCUGGAUCUGAACAGAAUCAUGCUCCCGAGGAUUAAACAGUUGGAUAUGAAUGACAACAGAUUGACGAAAAUUAUGGGGGGAAGCAUGACCAAGUCGACGCCCUUGUUGCAGGUCGUCGACUUUGGUGAAAACAACAUCUCCCGCGUUUCCGACGAUCUCGUCCGUAACGUUUCCCUCACCCAGAUAAACUUUGGGGGCAACUCCCUCCAAAAAGUCCCCUUCGCAUUUUCCGAACGGUUCGUAACGUCCGCCUUCGUCUUAAACAUGAGCGGAAAUCCACUGAUCAACUUUUACACGGAAAAUCAUCCCUCCCGCAACUUCUCCGUUAUGGAUUUAUACUUGUGCGAAACGAACGUGAGUUUUUUGACGAGUGAGGAAUUUAAAAUUUACCCGCGCCUUCACCGCCUCGUGAUUAAGCGGAAUCCACUCACCCUCCUCCCGCCGGCGGGGUUUUCAUCGCUGCAAAAUCUGAACUUGCUGGACCUGAGUGAGAACGCGAUUGAGGAUUUAAAGCACGACUCCUUCAUUGGAUUAGUUACACUGAAGUCACUCAACCUCUCGCACAACUCGAUCAAAACGCUGCAGCCCUUUCAUCCCCAUCUCGCAGGGCUUCAGGACUUGGACCUCUCAUUCAAUCAAUUAUCUCGACUCAGCCCGGAAACCUUUGCCAAUUUAAUCUCUCUCGUGACUCUGCGAAUCCGUGGGAAUUGGCUGACUGGCUUGCCUGCGGAGCUAUUUGGACCUCUGGCUCGCCUUGCCGUGCUGGAUUUGAGUCACAAUUUCAUCGAAAGCGUCCCAUCCACGGUUUUGAGACAUUUGGAGACCAGAAUUUCCACCCUCAAACUCGAAGAAAACCCUCUCAACUGCGAUUGUGACAGCAAAGAAUUGUGGGAGUGGUUGCAAACUCACCCGAAAGCAUUUUCUCAGCCGGGCUCCCCCAUAGCGUCGGCCCUCGCGGCGGGUGGCGUCGGUGUGCCCAACAGCCGCACCCCCUCCGACGGGACCCAACUACAACCCAAUUUCAUCUGCGAAAGGCCCGACGAAUUUCGUGGGAGGGGGAUUCUCGAUUUGGAUCUCGAUUCAUUCUGCUCGUCGCCAGCCAUUGUCAAAUUGGCGAUUCAGGAUGUGCAACCCUCCUCGGCCAUAAUUUCGUGGCAAGGGCGCAACAACUCGGCGAUGCAGGGAUACAUGAUUGGUUAUCACGCCCUCAACCACGACGACCAAAUUCGGUGGACGCGACCACUUCCGGCCGUGUCGAAAGCGUACCGGAUCCCAGACCUCGAGUCGGACACGCCGUAUCUCGUCUGCGUCCUCGGCCUCGCGCAGGACACGACCUCCAACGUCACCACCAGUGCACUCACCCUCCUCUCCGCAGAAACAGUCCUCAGGGACUCUCCAGUUUCGAAAUGCACUAAGGUCCGCACCUCCAUCUCGGUCUCUGGCUCGGACAAAUUCUCCAUUCUCCAACGCCGCAUGGGCGUCAUUGUCGGCGCGGCGGUGGGUGUCGUCGUCUUCAUCGUGUUGAUGACCAUCCUCACCUGCGUCAAGUUGAAAAAGAGUCGCCGAGCUGGUGCGACACGGGAAGAAGAAAAUGGGAAAAGUGACCAUCACAACAACCACCUCGGCGUCACGGAGGCGCUCACCCCGCCGAACGGGACGAAUGGCUUGGGCACGCUGAACUAUGGGCACAACACGCUCCAAUUUCACAACGGCCACACCCACACCUUGACCCGAAUGGGCAACGGGAAUGGCAACAGCGCCGUCGUCACGUCGCCCAAUCGCGGGGGGCGAAUGUCACCCGAGUUCCUAACCUAUCGACACUACUCGAUCGCCACGGAUAACAACGGGGUCAACAUCAUGCAGUCAAUGGCGACCACAGAUUUGGACCGGUUAUGACAAGACUCGUCCCAACAUCCAGAUAUCCUUCCCCCACCGCCCGGCCCCUUUGGCGGAGAGUCUUGUAUUUAAGAAAAUCAAAAAACCUACAUAAUUUAAGCUAAUUGUUAAAAAUAAAAUUGUUUAAAACGCAGGUGUUUUCUCGUUGUAAAAAAUAAUAAAAUGAGAGAUUUGUUGUAUGUAAAUCCGACUUUCUUCUCUGAAAUUGUUGAGCUUCCUUCGUGUAAAUAAAAAAUCAAUUGUUGCCGCAUUUCUAUUAAUUAAGAAGGUAGAUUGUUAAGUUGUAUUGUGUGACUAUGUAAUUUAUUGAGUAAAAUAUAUGCGAAUUAUGUAAUGAGACGAAUCACGUGGAUAUUUGUAAUCAACCAAAAUCGUAGCCUAUUUAAAAUCGUCUCCAAAGAUUA